UUGACUGCAGAUUGGAACAAAUACGAUGAUCGUUUGAUGAAAGCAGCUGAAAGGGCUGAUGUGGAGAAGAUCUUGUCUGUCCUUGCUAAAAAAGGAGUGAACCCCACAAAACUAGAUCUGGAAGGGAGAUCUGCAUUCCAUGUUGUAGCCUCAAAGGGUAACCUUGAUUGUCUGAAUGCUAUUCUUGUUCAUGGAGUUGACAUUGUCGCCACUGAUGUAGCAGGAAGGACUGCUCUGCACUUAGCAGCAAAAUAUGGACAUGCGCUUUGUCUGCAAAAACUAUUGCAGUACAACUGCUCAACAGAAAAUGUGGAUCUGCAAGGACGUACUGCUCUUCAUGAUGCGGCAAUGUCGGAUUGUACAUCCAGCAUACAGUUGCUGUGUGACCAUGGAGCCUUGGUGAAUGCCAAAGAUGCUGAUGGAAGGACACCCUUGGUGCUGGCCACUCAGAUGUGCCGUCCAGCUGUAUGCCAGUUUCUGUUAGACAGAGGUGCUGAAGUCAAUGCAAGAGAUAAGCAGAAUCGGACCGCUCUGAUGCUGGGCUGCGAGUACGGCUGUAAGGAUGCUGUAGAAGUUUUGCUCAAAAAUGGAGCCGAUGUUACUUUGGUUGACGCGCUGGGCCACGACUGCUUUUAUUAUGCACGAAUUGGGGACAGUGCUGAAAUAUUGUCUCUGAUAAAGUCUGCCUUUGAAGAAUCCAGCAAAGCAGGUUACGAAAUAAUGAAGAAAGGGCAGCAACUGAAGGUGCCUGGCAUGCUACCUAAAUGGACUCAACCAAAUAUCUUGGACGAAGUGAGCAAUAAACCAUUUCUGAAGGAGCACCAGAACGUACAGGAAUUAGAAAGAGAAAAUGAAGACUUAAAAGGAAGAGUGAGGGAAAUCCAGCAGGACCAACGAAUCCUACUAGACAGAAUAAAUGGGCUGCAGUUGCAGCUGAACGAGGAGCAAAUGGUUGCUGAUGAUCUUGAAACUGAGAAAGAUGAUCUUAGGAGGCUUCUGGCCACAAAAGAAAAGCAGCAAGAAGAGAGCCUGCAAAUGCUUGAAACUCUGAAGUCAAAACUCAGGUUCCAUGAGGGUGACCAUGCAGGAUCUGGAGGCAACCUUAAUAACAGGAAAGAAAAUGUACUGAUGAUGGAAUCAGGCUAUUCUGCAGGAUCCCAGCAAACGCUUGGUUUGGCGCCUGCUAAUCUCCAGAGCCGCUCAAUGGUGAGGCCUUUAGAGCUGUUAAGCCCAAUACAGUGUUGCCCCUCGGAGGCUGAUGCCCUCAAGCGAGAGCUCGGCAGCAUCAGGAGCUGUUAUGAGGCAGCAAGAGGUGACCUGAGCAGGCUCCAGGCGGAGCUGUCCCACAAGUCUGCAGAAUGCAAAGCCCUGGCAUCUGAGUGUGAAAGAAUUAAGCAAGAGUCGGACCAGCAGAUAAAACAACUGGAAGAUGCUUUAAAAGAUGUGCAGAAGAGAAUGUUUGAUUCAGAAGGGAAAGUGAAGCAGAUGCAGACCCACUUUCUUGCCUUGAAGGAUCACCUGACCAGUGAAGCUGCUACAGGUAGCACUAAGGUGACUGAGGAGCUGAAGGAGCAGCUGAAAGACAUGAAGGCUAAGUACGAGGGAGCUUCGGCUGAAGUGGGCAAGUUGAGGAAUCAGUUGAAGCAGAACGAGCUGUUAGUGGAAGAAUUCAGACGAGAUGAAGCAAGGCUGGUGGAGGAGAAUAAAAAGUUGCAGAAAGGACUUGGCAUGUUGAAGGUGGAACGUGAGAAAAGGGAGAGGACUUUUUCUGAGGCAGAAGAGCAGCUGAAGGAAACGGCAGUGAAAUGGGCUAACAAAUUUGAAAAGAUGAAGGGUUCUCUGUCCAACGAAAUUGAUGAGAAGGGCUGGAAGCUAGCAGAGUUGGAGAAAGAGCGUGAAAAGCUGUGCACAGAAGUUCAGCACCUGAGGAUGGAGCUUGAGAAGCAGAAAGCUCAGUUUGCUCACUAUGUGAAGCCAGAGGAACAUAAGCAUGUCAGAAGCAGGUAUGAGCAAAGGGCCCGUGAACUUGAGAAGGGACACUUGGAACUGAAACAAAAAAACCAAGCCUUGCAGAAGGCCGUAGAAAGGGCUCAGAUGGACCAGAGCCUCCUAAAGCAGCAGAUGGAGACCCUCAGGGGUGAGGUGAAGACCCAGUAUGUUCCUUUGAAGGUCAAUGAAGACACAAGGAAAGUGGUAGGAGAGCUGAACAAGAAGCUGACGGAAACCACUGAAAAAUAUCACCGGUAUAAAGGAGAAACAGAGAAACUGCUAGCAGAGAAGCUGUACCUACAGGAGAAGGUCAGUAAGUUUCAGUCAGCUUACGUUCCUCCUGAAAAGCAUGAGAAGGAGAUAGGAGUCUUAAAAUCUACCUUGGCAGACUUGCAAAAGCAGCUUGAUGAAUUUAGCAAAAGAUACAAAAAAGAGCAGGCCAAAGUUUCUGAACUGGCAACUAAAAAUGCAGCGCUCCAAGAUGUCAUGAAGGAGCAGUAUGUCUCUUCAGAAACUCACGAAGAGGCAAAAACUGCCUUGAACAUCAUGCUGGAAAGAACAGGGGAAGAAUUGUCAGACCUGAAGGAGAAGAUGGAAAAGGUGAAGCAGGAAUAUUUGAAAGUGAAUGAAGAGAACGAUGCACUGAAGCAGAAGUUGAGGGGGCUGCAAAGUCAAAUGCAGGCUGAAUAUCUCAAUACAAAAGACCAUGACAGUAAAGUCGCGGCUCUGAAUAAAAAUAUUCAGGACCUUCAGAGAAGCAACUCUGAAAUGCUGGCAAAGUACCAAGGAAAGCAAGAAGAAGUUGCCCAAUUGCAUGCAGAGAUUGAGGCCCAGAAGAAGGAGAUUGACUUGAUUCAAGAAUGCAUCAAGUCCAAAUAUGCUCCCCUUGCCAGUUUGGAUGAAAAGGAGCGGGACUUUGAGGCAACUGUAACGGAGCUGAAAAACCAGCUCCUGGAACAGGGGGAACAACUCAGAACAAAAGAGGAAGAAAUCCAGAAACAUAUUGAGGAAAUCAGAAAGUUAACAGCUGGGAUCCUGGCUGUCCAAAAUGAUCUGCAGCAAAACUAUAUCCUUGCAGAGAAGUACCAUGAAAUGGAGGGAAUGUUGGCAAGCAAGGUGGAUGACCUGAACAAGGAGUUAAGGGAGCUGCAGCAAAAGUUUGCUGAG
This is a messenger RNA of Protobothrops mucrosquamatus (brown spotted pit viper), 3156 nucleotides long. RefSeq names its product uveal autoantigen with coiled-coil domains and ankyrin repeats-like. Gene Ontology annotation, molecular function: actin binding. NCBI's taxonomy places the organism in Eukaryota, Metazoa, Chordata, Lepidosauria, Squamata, Viperidae. The transcript is spliced from 15 exons. The record is from RefSeq and is a predicted model, not a curated record. The annotation marks the transcript as partial.